AGUUACCGCACAGAGUUUAGCGUGGCAGGGGGUUUCUUGGUGAAUACAAAUUCAGCAUUUUCACCUGAGCUGGAAGGCUUUUCAGGACCUUGAUACUGUCAAAGCAGUGACAUUACCUUGUUCUCUUAACUUGCAGCAAGUAUUUUGUGUUUUGGCCUUUAUGUUUACAAAAGGAAAGCCAGUGUCCAAUAAGUACACUAAAGUUGAGCCCAAGGGGUACUUUAAGACAUGUGGCCCAUGGUCCCAGGUGGACUCUGGUGCAGUAAGUUGGCCAUAUACGAAAACCGAGCCACACUAUUAACCUGCGGAAGUGAGAUAUCUCAAGGAAAGAUCAUGCAUGUCUAGGACAACAAAUAGGAAAUCUGUGAUGACGUGAAAGUGUUUUUGAUCACUAGAUUUUAACUGUACUCUUAGCCAUUGGUCUGAAAUUAUGGAAGGCAGGUCAGGAAGGGAACUGAAGCACUGCUACAGGCUUCCAGAUACUGAGCCUUUACAUAGGAAAUAAGCACAGCCACUUUCAGCCUCCUUUGCUUUGCAAAAACCCACAAAACCACAGUUGGUUGUGUUUCAUAUGGAGCCUGGUCCUGAGAGAGUGUUAGGUGUGUGCUAUAAGGACCACUACAGUGCUGGUGCUCUUUGGGAGUGUCGGCAGAAGUCUCCCUGCUGGUUAAAGCUGGGGGAGGCUGCUAAGUCCUGUUGAGUCGGAUAGACAAAGGUGAAACAAUUUUGGAGGAGGAGGGUGAGGAAAAAAGUAAAGUAUAACAAAAAUUGAGAUCCUCAGAAUUUAAUGCUGAAGGCACUGGAAUUUCCAUAAUUUUCAACUUAGAUGCCAAGGUGUUCCUUUAGGCAACCACCCUUCUUUGCUAGAUCUACCCUCAAAGGCUGUGAAAAACAUUUAACUAUUUAGCAACGGCAUCUGUUUCCUAAUGAGAAGCUCUAACCAUAUGUUAGGCUGGUAUCUUCCUCACAGUGGAUUGAGACAAAGUAUGUUUUGGGAAAGGAGUCAGUAGUGAACAAGUGUAUUUUAUUUUGCAGCCUAAUACUUGGUAUCACAAGCAGCAGAAUCACCUUUGUUUGGUUUGUCAUAGUUUAUUAACUUUGUCCUUUUAUGAAUGAUGACCUGGGGCAGCACAUUUUGUAUGUGCAGUGAUUUCAAAGUGGCCUUCUUGGAAAAUGCUUCUGCUCCAAAGCUUUUCUGGAGAAGCUCAACAUAAUUGUAGGGCAUUGACCACAGACUUCUAUUCACAUAGCUAAUGGAUAUUCAAACUGCAGCUUGAGUGUACUUGACAAUGCUCUUCUGUUCCACCCAUUUUCCCCAAUGAAUUAACUUGCAAGUGACAUUAAUUAGAUGCCAUCCUACUAGCGGGCACUUCAGUUUCACAGUUGUGUUCAGUUCCUCAGUGGCUUCCUUUACUGUGAUACAUGUUCCUCCCUCCGUCUGCCCUCUGAGUCAGUGCUACUGUGUUUUGCUCAGUGUGCCUUGCCUACUUUUUGUCUAUCUGGCUAGUAGGAAAUAAGAUAAUUUCUACUUCUUGCCUUUUGGUGUUCCUGCUUGUUUCUAGGCAAUACUGCACAGCUGUCUAUGCCACAUUUUGUAGUCUCAAACAAUAACACUUAUCACACAUGUGCCUUCUAAAGUGUUGGCAUUCUUUUUCUGGUGCCUUACUGGUGUUACCCUGAUGCUCGCUGUGUGAAUGCAGUUAGCUAUGAAGGCAGCUCCCUGCCUCAUGGUAUCCAGGGCUGUGGACUCUCACAGCAACAUCUCACAGAUGUAAUAUAAAAAAAUAGAUCAGAAAAUGCACCAUGUCUGCUCUCUUGGCUGUGUUGCCACUCUGUCAGUAGCAAAUUUCAAACCUGUAAGUAUGAAAGAUCCAAAGCCUCAUAAACUUUGAGGUUACUCAACCACAGCAGCUCAUUGACCACUGAAUCUUCAUGGGAUCUCACAAACAGUGUCCCACAGUGCUGCUUGCCGUGACGGAAAACUGCUCCAGUCCAGUGAUACUGAAUCAGGUGAACAGUUCCUUCUGAUCUCAAAUUGGAUGGUUGCUGCCUCUUGAGUUACCUACUUCUGUGUUAGAAGCUGAUGAAAUGGGUCUGGUAUGCAUUGGUUUGUUCUGAUAAAGGCCUAUGACAAAUAAAGUUGCUGACUUUUGAAAAGAAUUCUGAGUUAAUUUCUCCUCAGCCACCACCAGAAAGUUCAAGAGUACAAGCUUUGCUAUUGAACUAUGGAUGGAAGCGAAGAUGUGCCAAAAGACUUUAUCAAGCUUAAGUCUGAAAAGCUCUCUGUAGAUGAAGUCUCAGAGCUGGUAAUUUCACCAUACUGUGGGGCAGUGUCUCUGUUCAUUGGUACUACAAGAAAUAAUUUUGAAGGAAAAAAUGUGAUUCACUUAGAAUAUGAAGCAUAUACUUCAAUGGCAGAGACUGAAAUAAAGAAAAUCUGCAGAGAUGUUAGACAGAAAUGGCCAUCAGUCAAGCAUAUUGCAGUGCACCAUAGACUUGGCGUGGUUCCAAUAACUGAAGCAAGUGUAAUUAUUGCAGUCUCCUCUCCACACAGAGCAGAAUCUCUUGAAGCUGUAAUGUACUGCAUCAAUAGCUUAAAAGCAUCCGUCCCAAUAUGGAAAAAGGAGAUUUAUGAGGAUGAAUAUUCUUGGAAAGAAAACAAGGAAUGUUUUUGGGCAAAUUCAAAAAAAUAACUGUACUCUUUUAAAAAUAAAGUGUUACUGUUCCUGAUGAGCACACUGGUUUAGCUACAAGUUCUUUUCACAGAAAACCUAUAUGAUUUUAUGCAUUUGUAAUAGACAUUUCAACCUGUGUCAUUUAAUUAGGAAUGAAUGAAAUUAAGGUAAUAAUUUUAAGUGUUCUUGACAUGACCUCUGCGUUAAAAUGCACAGUUACUUUUUAAAACAAUCCUCCCUAAAAUAAUUUGUUGCAAGGUCCUCUGUGAUACAUACUGCAUUAAUACCUUUAACAUGGUAGUCUCUGUUCACCGUCUGCAUAGGAGGGCACAACAGAACAAAAGCCCUGAACAGUUUAACUUUGUGUGACUGUAGAAUCUCUUUUCAGACUUUAUGCUAUUUUGACAUUCUUGUAACAUGAAAGCUACUUGAAGUAGAUAAAACAUUUUGGCACAGAGAGAGAAUACAAUAUAAACUAUAACCCAGUUACCAACUUUUUAGUAGCGGUUACAUUCUAGUAGCUCUGUCUUACAGAAACAUUUUUACUGUGCAGAGUACUUUUUUUUAUUAGUGCAACGCAAAAUCCAUUGCAUUAAAACAAUAUAGACAGAUGUUGAUUAAAAGUUAGAUAUGAAUCACCAGCAACACACUUGGAUUAGCAGUAACAUGCAAACCUGUAACUACUUAAUGAUGUCUAAACAUGAUUAAUUUUGAAGUAACUUUUCUAUCUGUAUAAUUGUAUGGUGCUGCAGGGGUUGGGAAGCCAGCUAUUAUUACAUAUAGACAACUGUAACUUUAAUUAGUUUUAGUAGUUUGACUUCAGAUAUGUUAGGAUUCAAAGUCAUUGAAGUGGAUUAUUUUAUCAAAGGAAAGUGAGUCUCUUGAGCUUCUUGCAGUUUGUAUAUUCUCAUUUAUGAUUUUAAUACAGUUUUUCUGUUGUUCUUUGAAACCUAGUUAGAAGAGAAAAUGAUUGACAUAGCAUACCUGUGAUUCCACCGGAAAAAAAUGGACUGCUCAUCAGAGUAAGAUCAACAUUUCUGUUAUCGUACAGUGCCAUCAUAGUGUUUAGAUUGUAGAAGCUCAAAGUCUCAUCGUGUAUGGCACUCUUAUGAAUGCUGAGAGGCAGCUUUAUCUAGUCAAGACAGAUAUGUAGACAAGACAGAUAUAAAGGAAGGGAAAAGAGGAAAAGAAAUAUAAUAUUACUUGCUCAAGUUCAUGCGUCAUUACAUCAUGCAACACUUAAGUCUCAGCUUAUCCCUCCAUUUCCUUGUGUCUGCAGUAAAAGCCUACAAAGUGCUGCUAGCUGCACAAAAUAAACCAAGAAAAAUGUCUUUUUCCCCCAGUGAUCUCAAUCAGUUAUUAUAAUACUUAGUGGUAAUAACUGUAUCUGGAUCAAGUUAAACGCCAGUGAAACACACAACCUCAGGCAGAAACAUGGUUAAACUGUGCUUGGUAACUUGCUGAUGCACUUUCCUCAAUGGAAAUGAGUCUUUCCUCUGCAGGACAGCAGCUGCUCUUUGCGUGCUUACACAUAUACAGCCUCCAUACCAUGUGGGCCCUAUUAUCUAGGCAGAGUUGAGCAAGUUCAAAGUUGAAUUUUCCUUUGCUUUGGGGGCUGAAGAGAAGCCCUCUGCUACUUGAAUGUCAUUUUUACCAGGAGUUGUACAGAAUCCCAAGUACAGAUCACUUCCUCGGUCAAGUAAUGAUUUUUGUUUUCAGAAAAGAAAGACACAAACUUUCCCAUUUUUUGUGUUCAUUUUUCUGUGUUCAUGAUUGCUGUUACCAUGCAACUAAUAGGUGUAUUCAUUUCACAAAAAUA
Colius striatus (speckled mousebird) is the source of this 4494-nucleotide messenger RNA. Its product is annotated as molybdopterin synthase catalytic subunit. Gene Ontology annotation, biological process: Mo-molybdopterin cofactor biosynthetic process. Gene Ontology annotation, molecular function: molybdopterin synthase activity. Bases 2226 to 2693 code for a protein of 155 amino acids. The transcript is spliced from 5 exons. NCBI's taxonomy places the organism in Eukaryota, Metazoa, Chordata, Aves, Coliiformes, Coliidae. The record is from RefSeq and is a predicted model, not a curated record. Gene Ontology annotation, cellular component: cytosol.